GGUGCGCGGCGGUGACGGGUUAUAAACAAGCCCGCCCUGGUGCUCGGAGCUCCCUCCUCACCAGGCUGCACCACAGAGAACAUGGGCGGCCAAGUAACUCUGUCAGUGGUGGUGGUGGUGGUGUUGCUGUCGUCGCUACUGGGGACAUCGGCGAUGGCUAAAAGAACUCCCUGGCUAACACCGAAAGGCACCCAGCUAUCAAGAGCAGCCAUGUUGCGGGAACGUCUGCAUCACCCUGUUGUGGGACCUGAGGACAACCUGCCGACGGAGCGAGGUGCUGCAGCGGCGUCUGCAGUGUGCCUGGAGUGUCAGCUGGCGGUAGUGGUGCUGCAAGAGGAGCUAGCGGCAGGGAUGAACGUGACGGGCUUAGUGGUGGAGGGCAUCGCGAUGUGCUCUACGGCCCUUGGUUACACUCUUGUCUUCUGUGAGGGUUUCGUUCCUAUGAUUAUGCCGAUUAUCCAUCACAUCCUGACGACGACUACGGUGACGCCCAAAGAUGCCUGCGGAGAACUGUUCACUUACAUGGGCUGCACCACCGACGACCCGAAGAGGGAGUGGUCAGUCGCUAUUCAGGGAGAGAAGCCUGCGGUGGUUCCCGUCACUCCUCCCGAGCCUGACGCUCCCCGGAUGAAAGUUCUGCACCUGGCUGACAUACACAUGGAUCCUUACUACCGCCCUGGCACUAACGCCGCCUGCCCCGAUGACUUGUGCUGCAGGGAGGAGUCAGGAGUAGCUGAGACCCCCGAAGCGGAAGCAUGGUAUUGGGGCGACUACAGGCACUGCGGCACUCCCCCUUAUAUGCUGGAAGAUCUGUUUAUCCACGCCUCCACCACGCACCCGGACAUAGACUACAUAGUGUGGACAGGCGAUGCAGUGCCGCAUAACGAAUGGUCCACCUCACCAGAGUACAACAUAGAGAUCGUGCGUGAAGUAAACAACAUGAUCCAGAAAUACUUCCCCAAUGCUCCAGUGUUCCCCGUCGUUGGCAAUCACGAGAUGAGUCCGCUUGACCAAUAUCCCGAGCCAGGCAGCGUACCCGAGCAAUUCGCCGCUGACUGGCUAUACGAGGGGUUGGCGAGUCAAUGGAGCAGCCUCGUGCCGGACCUCGAUCUCACCACCGUCAAGCACGCCGCCUACUACUCCGUGCUGCUGCGGCCAGGCUUCAGAAUUAUAUCUUUCAACUCCAUGUUUGGCUACUCUAGCAAUAUGUGGCUGGUGGCAAACUCCAAGGACCCAGCCUCUGAGUUAGCGUGGCUGGAAGGGGAGCUGAACAAGGCAGAGGCGGCAGGAGAGCUUGUGCAUCUUCUCGGCCACGUGCCUCCAGGUAUCCUAGUGGCGGAGCGAACCUGGUCCCGCGAGUACAACAGGAUCAUCGUCAGGUACGAAAACAUCAUCCGCGGACAGUUCUUCGGCCACACCCACUAUGACGAGUUCGAGGUGUUUCAUGACGGCGAGAGACCGAUAAGUGUGGCUUACAUCGCCCCCAGCCAGACCCCGUGGUUCGACCUUAACCCGGCCUACCGCAUCUACCAUAUUGACGGAGAUCGACCCGACUCGACCAGGACUGUUCUUGACCACGAGACUUAUGUGAUGAACCUGACCGAAGCACACGAGACGGAGACUGCCCGUUGGUACCAACUGUAUAGCGCCCGCGAGCUGUACGGGAUGGAAAGCCUCGCGCCACAAGAAUGGCAGAGUCUGGUCGAGAGGAUGGCAGUGGACCGCGACCUCUUCAACCUCUACAUUGAGAACUUCGUGAGCGGCGGUGACCCGUACCUGGAGUUGGGCUGUGACGACCUUUGUUACGAGCAGCGGCUGUGCGAUAUGGUCACCUCCAACAGGAACAACCUCGACCACUGCAGCGCCAUCCUGAAGCGCAAGAGGCGAUCCUGAGAGGUUUCACGGGAUGCUUUAUGGAGAUAUGGAACGGGUGUCGAGAAAAUCUUAUGAUAUACAUGAAUCAUUUGAAAUCGCGCGGAAAUAUAUAUCUACUCUUCUAAUCUGAAAAAAAAAGACUUCUCCGAUACUUCCGUGGUAGUGCUAUCGUCUGAUCGAGUUGUGCUAGUGCGGUGAGUGUGUUGAAUAUUUUAACGGAAGACAGACAGCCUACUGGUACUUACUGAAGUGUUCCUAAUGAGUUAUACUAUCUAGUACGAAGUUGGAGACGUUAGAUUUUAAAGAUGAAAGAUAAAUUCCAUCAGAGGUUCAGAAUAUUCAUAGCUUUACUCCAAAUAACAAUAUGUAGUAGUGUAAAUCUUUCUUUGUCUUAAUAAAACAUAAGUAAUAAAGA
This is a messenger RNA of Portunus trituberculatus (swimming crab), 2290 nucleotides long. RefSeq names its product sphingomyelin phosphodiesterase-like. The coding region runs from base 82 to 1893 and encodes 603 amino acids. The record is from RefSeq and is a predicted model, not a curated record. NCBI's taxonomy places the organism in Eukaryota, Metazoa, Arthropoda, Malacostraca, Decapoda, Portunidae. The transcript has 12 exons. Gene Ontology annotation, cellular component: lysosome. Gene Ontology annotation, biological process: sphingomyelin catabolic process; ceramide biosynthetic process. Gene Ontology annotation, molecular function: acid sphingomyelin phosphodiesterase activity.